AUGAGCAGCCCGCACACAGGAAGUGGAGUGUGGUACCUGCAGUUCAGUUUGCGGGCUGAUGAAACAGCAGUCGUCGUCCAUGGUGGCGUCAUCAAGAAGGCGAAGGCCAGUGGGCGCCGGUCGAGCUGCAGAGGAGCGGCCGAGCGGGUGGGCGGUGACAAGGUAGCUGCCCCUGGCUGCAGGGCGGCGCCUCCUUUGUUGGAGGGCAGGCAGCCCCGUGUUUGCGGCGAGGGCAGCGGCCCGGCCCGGCCCGGUGCCGCCUCAGCGCACGUGGGGCGCCCACUCGCCACGCCGCGCAAGGACACUGUGCGAGCGCCAAGGCCGCCACCGGCCGCGCCCUCGGGGCAUCAGCCCGCCGAGGCCGCAGCUGCUGCCGCGGGCCUGCCGGCGGCGUCGCGGGCGGCGGGUGCCGCGGCGCACUGCGCAUGCGCGCCGGGCCAGCCGCUGCCCACGCGCCGUCUGCCGGCCGUCUGGCGCGGCCGCCCACCCACGCGACCGCCGGCCCCUCAGCUGGGCAUGUGGGUCGCCGCGGAGACGACGGUGAGGCACGAUGCUGAGGCCACGGGCUUCUGGGUGCGCGUGGAUCGUGACUGCCACUUGAGGCGGGUGACCGCUGCCGAGUCACGCACAGAUUGGCGGCCGCCCGGCGCAUGCGCAGUGGCAGCUGCUGGCAGCGGGCCGGUUGCUGCUGGGGCAGUGCGCCUCGCUCGGGCCCGCCCGCGGGAUGUAGCCGCGCCGCCGCCGCUGGCGGCCUCCCAGUUAAAUGUAGAUGAGGGUGGAAGGGAGGCAGUGCUGAACGGCCUUGUAAAUGUAAUUGCGCUGAAUAGCCGCCGCGUCGAAGCGCUCUGGGAGCAGCCAGACGAGCCACCUGGCUUCCUGGGCGGCGCUGGAGGCGCCCUGAGUCACACGGCGGGAGACGCAGGCCGGCGGGCUCUCACGGAAGACGCCAAGGCCGCGGCGACUACCGCUGCAGUUGCCGCGCGCUUAUCGGCACAGUUAGGCGUCGCGUGCCGUGCGAAACAGGACGCCGCUCCGUUACGCCGCCUCCGCGGCCAAGGAUUCGCGGGUGACGUCAGGGGCUUCGAAGUGCUCAGGCGGUCCACUGAUGGCGCAGCCGUGUACGCUCUCACUGGCAACCGGCACAGUCAAACGACUCCAGUCCUGAGAGUUGGUCAGUACCUCAAGCACCAUCGGGUGCCCUCCAAGGAGUAA
Schistocerca gregaria is the source of this 1212-nucleotide messenger RNA. Its product is annotated as translation initiation factor IF-2-like. Lineage: Eukaryota; Metazoa; Arthropoda; Insecta; Orthoptera; Acrididae. Bases 1 to 1212 code for a protein of 403 amino acids. The transcript is spliced from 6 exons. The record is from RefSeq and is a predicted model, not a curated record.